This is a messenger RNA of Microplitis mediator, 1531 nucleotides long. Its product is annotated as mitochondrial nicotinamide adenine dinucleotide transporter SLC25A51. Lineage: Eukaryota; Metazoa; Arthropoda; Insecta; Hymenoptera; Braconidae. Bases 379 to 1341 code for a protein of 320 amino acids. The transcript has 2 exons. The record is from RefSeq and is a predicted model, not a curated record.
CUAACUGCUGUCACACAACUUACUAUUUUACAAUACACGUGUAAUAAUAGUGUUGAAACUAAACCAAAAAAAGUCUUAUCAAAAAAUAAUAAUAAUCAUUUUCAAUAGACCACCAAAAUACAUCCGAUUCAAAAAACUAAAAAUUCAACAUAAAUUCUGGAAGUAAUCAAAAUUAUAGUAAUUUCCUUGACAGUCAUUCAAUAUUAAAAAAAAAAAAAUAAAAUCGAUUAUAUAAUAAAAACUGAUAAUGUUUUUUUCAAUAUCGCGAUAUACAAUAGAAUUAUAAAUUGUGUCAUGAAUAUUCAAAAAUCAUGGGAGUACACUUACAUUUAUCAAACAAUAAAAAAGGAGGUCAAUAGUUGAAAAAAAAAUUUCCCAAUGGAUUGGAUAGAGAAAAAAAUAAUUCCAUCAACUCUCGCAUCAAAUGAUUCUUCAAUUACUCCAACUACUGCUAAUAAAAAUGUCAUUGAUAACGAUAAUAAUAACAACGAAGAUGACUCAUCUAAAGUUACAAUCAGGUCAUUACUCCAGCUUACAUCAAAUGACAGUAGAGAAUUCAUUUGCGGAUGGGGUGCCGCGGUGAUAAAUGUCGGAGUGACAUAUCCCAUAAACAAAAUAAUAUUUCGGCAAAUACUUGAAGGUGUCCAAGUUAAUAUCGCGGUAAAACAAUUAUCUAAGGAGGGUAUAAGACUGUUGUAUCGUGGAAUAUUGCCACCAUUGUGUCAAAAAACGCUAUCGCUUAGUUUAAUGUUCAGCGUUUACGAGGGCAGUAAAUAUCGUAUCCAGAUGUUAACUAACAGGCCAAUUUUGUCUAAAAUACUGGCCGCUAAUUUCGCUGGCAGUGUCGAGGCAAUUUUGAUGCCUUUAGAACGUGUCCAGACGUUGCUUCAGGAUUGGCGGUAUCACAAUAAAUUCAAAAAUACAUCAGACGCUUUUAAAUAUUUGCUUAGAAAUUACGGUGUCGGCGAAUGUUACCGCGGGUUGAUGCCGAUUAUUAUUAGAAAUGGAUUAUCUAAUUUAACAUUUUUUUCAUUGCGUGAUUUAUCGAAAGAUAUUGUCGGUAAUGACCAAACUUUAUUUAAUAAUUUUAUUUGCGGUGCGUUGAUUGGCGGAUUUACGAGCACGAUAUUUUAUCCGAUGAAUGUAGUUAAGAUUCACAUGCAAAGUAAAAUCGGCGGUGACUAUGACAGAAUUCUAGUGACACUGAGAGACGUUUGGGUGAUGAAAAAUCGUAGUAUUACUAAUUUUUAUCAGGGCGUUCAUUUGAAUUACAUGAGAUCAUUUGUAAGCUGGGGUGUCAUAAAUGCCGCGUAUGAUUUUUUGAAAUCUUUUAUUUUUUGAUUAUUUAUAUUGUAAUUUAAAUUAAAUAUUUAUAUAGAUAAAUUUAAUUACUAUGUAUAUACUGUUGUGUAUUUACUUAUAUUAAUUAAAAUGGAUAUUCAUUUAUGUAUGGAUUAUUAUAUAUAUUUAUGUAAAUUAAUAACGAUUGUAAAUGAAUUUAUUUUUGUAUGAUAAAAAAUUUUGAUUAUGA